AUCUCAGCCUCACAACUUCACCUUCGCAAUUGCGUCAGCUCUGAUCGCAGCUCACAUCCUAAGGGGUAGCUUUGCCUGAAGUAUCGGCGAUCCGCUUGCAGAUAAUCACGAACCUAGCGACACCGACCGAACCCAAUCGCCUGCGACCACACAGCACACAAAAUGCCCGACCCCCUUCCCCGCAUCGCCUGCUUCCACGGCAGCGGCUCGAGCGCCGCUGUUUUCGAAAUUCAAUGUUCUUUUCUCGCAACGCUCCUAGCGAAGCAGUUCACCCUUGAAUAUUUCGACGGCCCGUUCCCGCGCUCUGCAGGGCCCGGGGUCCUCCCCGCCUUUGCAGACUACGGGCCUUUCAAGUCCUGGUUCGAGCCGGAGUCCGAUAACCCAAAAGCGGACGGGAGCGGAUACGAUGCUUCGGGUCGCGACGGUAUUGAACGAGUGUUGGGGCUUAUGGAACAGCGCGCGCGAGAGAAGCAGUUCGGCAAUGACAAAUGGGUCGGAGUUCUGGGGUUUUCGCAAGGGACCAGGAUUGCGAGCGGGUUGUUGUUGGAUCAGCAAAGGUGGGAGAGAGCUGAGAAUGAGGGGAAAGGAAAAAGGACUGUGGGCGAAGGAAUCAGGUUGAAAUUCGGUGUUAUGUGUAAUGGAGGUGGAAGGCCGAUGGAGAGUGAGGUUGGGUAUAAACUGGAUGAGCCGGACAUGAUUGUACGAAUACCGACGUUGCACGUACACGGGCUCAAAGAUGAAUUCCUGGCGUUUGGACGCGAGCAGUUUGAGAAGUACUUUGAUAAAGACACGGCCACAUUAUACGAGAUCAACUACCACCAUGCGAUGCCCUGGGUGAAGGCCCAGUCAGAAGAACUGGCGAGACGGGUUACAGAGCUGUACAACAAGACAAGACACUUCCUGCGGGAAUCGUACAACGCUGUCUAUCACAACUGGAACAGGUACAGCCUCUUCACCAUUUCCCAAGCAACUCGGGAUAUUAAGGGCCAUCCUCAGAUCCUCUAG
Aspergillus nidulans FGSC A4 is the source of this 1005-nucleotide messenger RNA. RefSeq lists its product as uncharacterized. The coding region runs from base 163 to 1005 and encodes 280 amino acids. The transcript has 3 exons. The record is from RefSeq and is a predicted model, not a curated record. Lineage: Eukaryota; Fungi; Ascomycota; Eurotiomycetes; Eurotiales; Aspergillaceae.